UCGUUUCACAGUCUGGAGAGAUUGCUCAGUGGUCUGAAUGCGGGUCCUUUCCGUAUUUCAAAUACGGAAUUUAGAGAAGCUUGGCUCAAAAGUAACGUCCUUGGCUAAAUAUUUUAAGAUAUGUCAGGCGCUGCAAGGAGAGUGACUGGCCUGACGGGUCUGAAGGUUGUUGAGGAGCCACAUAAGAAACUUGUAAAUCUGUAUGAAAGGACAUUACGAGUACUUGGCAAGAUGCCAGCGGAUGCUAGUUACAGAGUGAACACUCAGGCUAUCAUCAAACAACGGUUACAGCUUGUACAGUCAGAGAGUGAUAUAGCCACCCUAGAGAGAAAAAUCAACAAUGGCAGGAUUGAAGAAAUAAUACGACAGGCAGAAAGAGAACUUCAUUUAGCAAGAAAUUUUGUACAGUAUAAACCUUGGGAGCCAUUGAUUGCAGAGGCUCCAAAAGGACAAUUCCAGUGGCCACCUUGUUAAUGGAUUGUUACAUUUUAGUACAUAGUAAUUUGUUUUGAAUUUGUGUAACACAGUGAAUAAGGUAGAUUUGGAAAUAAUACUGUAUUGUAAUGAUAAGACAAGUAAGAAGAAUUUAUUGGUUAUGAACAAGUGAAAUAAGGGAGAGAAAAAACAUUUUUCAUUUGUUGUAAAUGUAUUAAAAUAUGCUAAAAUUUGUUUACAAAUAAAUGAUGAAAUAAAA
This is a messenger RNA of Ruditapes philippinarum (Manila clam), 694 nucleotides long. Its product is annotated as probable NADH dehydrogenase [ubiquinone] 1 alpha subcomplex subunit 5. The transcript has 4 exons. NCBI's taxonomy places the organism in Eukaryota, Metazoa, Mollusca, Bivalvia, Venerida, Veneridae. The record is from RefSeq and is a predicted model, not a curated record. Bases 121 to 474 code for a protein of 117 amino acids. Gene Ontology annotation, biological process: respiratory electron transport chain.